UUUUACCUCCCUCACAACAUAUAAUCAAUCAUGUCUGAUGCUCCUAUUGAAGUCGAGGUCGCCGCCGACACCACCUCUCGCGGUCAGAUGUCUGUUGAGGAGGCUCUCCAGGACGUUUUGAAGCGUGCCCUUGUUCAUGAUGGGCUUGCUCGCGGUCUCCGUGAGUGCGCCAAGGCUCUUGACAGACGCCAGGCCCACAUGGCUGUCCUCGUUGAGACCUGCACUGAGAAGGAAUAUAUCAAGCUCGUUGAGGCCCUCUGCGCUGAGCACAACAUCAACUUGAUUAAGGUCUCUGAUGCCAAGAAACUCGGAGAGUGGGCUGGUCUCUGCAAGAUUGAUCGUGAGGGCAAUGCCCGCAAGGUCGUUGGCUGCUCCUGCGUCGUUGUCAAGGACUUUGGUGAGGAGUCCGAGGCCAUGAACGUUCUCCUCGAGUACUUCAAGACCCGCUAAAGAAAAAGAGUUUUUAUUUUUUAUUUUUGAGUAGCUGUCCUUCCUCUAAAAAAAAGCAAAUACAGACUCUUGUUUUAAAUUA
This is a messenger RNA of Lobosporangium transversale, 532 nucleotides long. Its product is annotated as 50S ribosomal protein L30e-like protein. Gene Ontology annotation, cellular component: cytosolic small ribosomal subunit; ribosome. The record is from RefSeq and is a predicted model, not a curated record. The transcript is spliced from 2 exons. The coding region runs from base 31 to 450 and encodes 139 amino acids. Lineage: Eukaryota; Fungi; Mortierellomycota; Mortierellomycetes; Mortierellales; Mortierellaceae. Gene Ontology annotation, biological process: translation. Gene Ontology annotation, molecular function: structural constituent of ribosome.